AUGUCGGGGCUGGUAUCUGACGUCACCUUCGACUUCACCUUGGCCGACUCUCCUGCGUCGCUAGGUCGACCUCUAACCCCCCCUCAGGACUUCCCCAUUUCUCAAAACUACUUCUUCGACUCGUCCUUUCUCGAAAUUCCGGACCACGCUCGCCAUGGCCGCUGCUCGUCCCAGGCUUCUUCCGUUUACUCGACCGUUUCGGCUGUCGAAUCUGCCGCUGACUCCUUCUGCACGCGGAUAACGACAUCCCCUAGAGCUAGCCCCCCAACGCGUCAACAUGGCCCUCUCUUGCUGCCCAAGAUCCGCCCCCAGGAUCAGCAAGUCAGCUACACCGUCGCACCCGGUCCUCGCAUGCAGACCAUGACGCCGCCUCCUCAGCGCAGGAUCUCCAAGAAGAAGCGUGCCUCGCACACUCGCAGCCAGACCAACCCUGAGGCCAUCUCCAGCAUGGCCAUGUCACACCUGGCCUUUUCUCGCCCUGCGCAAGAGCAAGCCAUCAUGUGCUCGCCCAUGCCCCUCCCGCGAGACUUGGAUUCGCGCCGCUCUUCUACUUGCUCUACGGUGGAUGCUACAGUCGUUGAUGCCUGCGGCUUCCCUCCUUACCACCCGAUGGGCUUCAUGCCAGCAGACUACUCCAUGUCCCACGACUUGGGCUAUCAGUUCGCACCCAGAGCCUCCUCGCCAUUGAGCAUCGCUUCUACCCCCGAGCCUGUUGCCUCGAUGUCGCUUCUGAGCUUCCUCACGUCGCCUAGCCCAGCUGCCUCGCUUGUUCGCACCGUCUCGUACCCCAUCCGCGACCCAAACACUAAGCACUUCUGGUGGGAUGUUCGCAACAUUCGCCAGUGGUCUGCCUUCAACAUGGCUGCUAUUAUGGCUCUGCCAGGUGCAUCUGCGCUCUUGAACACGCCCGUUCCCGCGCCACUUCUCCCCGAGCCCGCUGUUUCCGCCCGCCACCCCGAGACGGAAGCUUCACUGCAUAGUAUCUAUGCCUCUUACUAUAUUCCAAAGCUCAACUCAGCCCUGGCCAUUUCUUCCAAUCGACCCGUGCAACUCUCUGUCCCCAGCCGCAUCCCCGCCAACAUGAACGAGCCAUUGUUCGUGGGCAACGUGGCUGGCGACUCUUCCACCGCCGCUGCAAUGUUUGGCGGCAAGCCUACCGCUCGCGUUGUCGGCAUUGUUCGCAGCUUUGAUCGCUUCAACACUGCAAUGCGCGUCGAGGGCAACAUUAAGCGAGUCGAGUACCUCCGCGGACUCUCUGCUAUUCACCAUACCAUGCGCGAGCACAGCUGCCGCUACGGUUUCAUCCUCACCGAAAUUGAGCUUGUCAUUGUCCGCAACGGCAAGGAGGCCAUCCCUAACUUUGGCGAGCUUGAUGUCACCUCCAUCCCCCUCAACGCCGCUGCUCCGGACUGUAACCUGUCCCGAGUCCAACCCGAGUCGCUUCCUCUUACUGCCUGCCUCGCACUCUGGGGUCUGUGUCAGAUUGCCAGCGACGCUGCCAGCUGCGGCCAUGCCUCCUACAAGACAGAAAUUGGUGCCCCUGUUGAAGGCACUCGCCGCAAGGCUCUCAAGCGUGACAGCUGGAUUCCCCAACCCCAGUUGGCCGAGAAGCGUGAAGCCAAGAGAGCCCGUGGCUGGACUUGGCCAGAGGAUGCUGUAGGACGCCGCGAGCUCGGCAAGCGCGGCGUUAAGUACGCUGCUAUGUGA
This is a messenger RNA of Cordyceps fumosorosea ARSEF 2679, 1707 nucleotides long. RefSeq lists its product as hypothetical. Bases 1 to 1707 code for a protein of 568 amino acids. The transcript has 2 exons. Lineage: Eukaryota; Fungi; Ascomycota; Sordariomycetes; Hypocreales; Cordycipitaceae. The record is from RefSeq and is a predicted model, not a curated record.